This is a messenger RNA of Parnassius mnemosyne (clouded apollo), 582 nucleotides long. The record is from the annotation of a GenBank genome assembly. Lineage: Eukaryota; Metazoa; Arthropoda; Insecta; Lepidoptera; Papilionidae.
AUGUCCAAAGAUAUAACGUCGGUAGCAAGGUGCUGCUUUUGUGCGCCCUUGAGGUAUGGACUUUUAAUAUGGGCCUACCUAAAACUGGUCACAAGCAUAUUAGUGUUUGGAGUUAUGGUCAUAUGGCUUUUCAUCUGGAUUUUGCUUGUACAUUUCGAAAAGGGUUUGCUGAUAUUGAUAAUACCGACAACGCUCAUUCUUAUCGUUGAUAUAGUCUUUAAUUUUGUGCUUAUAAUUGGAUCGCAUAAGAAAAACAUAACAUUGUUGAGCCUGUACUAUCGCUAUGGGAUUGGACAUGCGGUCGUUUUCGUAGUUUUUGGUGUGUUAUGGAUUUUAUAUGGAAUUAGUAGAAUGGCGGCACCGGAAGAUGAUCCUAGAACUGUGCGCUUUAUUUUUGCAACGACAUCAGUUUUUAUUGUUCUUUUAAUUCUACACAUCUACUUGUUUAUAGUACUACGGAGUGAAAUUAAUAAGCUUAAAGCAAGAGAUCAGUUCAGAUACGUUGAUCAAGCCGCCGAGAGCUACAACCAAACUGAAGAUGAGUUCGACGCUUUUAACAAUAAAAUCGAGGAAAAUAAUUAA